GUUUCCUUCCUCCGGCGCCUCGGCUCCUUCUCUCUUCUCUGCCUCGUUCUCUCCUCUCGCCGCGCUCUCUUCGGGAUGGACGAUUUCCAGGGGCUCAGCGGAGGACGUCAGCGGAGUCCGCUGCCAUAACAGCCGCGACCAGGGCAGGAGCAUCGCCAGGGCAGGCACCACCCCCCCCCAGGGGGGCAGGGGCAGGGCAGUCCCAUGGGGCGGGGGCAGACCCCCAGGGCCCGGCCCCUGCUGCGGCCCCCCUGCUUGCCCCUCCUGCCCCUGCUCCUCCUCCUCCUCCUCCUGCACCCCCCAGGAGCCCCCGCACAGGGCCCGGCCGCCCUCGGAACGCUAGACCUGCAGAUCGAUGAGGAGCAGCCGGCGGGGACGGUCAUCGGGGACAUCAGCGCGGGGUUGCCCCCUGGGACGGCCAGCUACAUGUACUUCAUCUCCGCCCAGGAGGGCAGCGGCGUGGCCACCGACCUGGACAUCGACGAGAACACGGGCAUCAUCAAGACGGCCCGGGUGCUGGACCGCGAGAGCCGCCCCCACUACAGCUUCAUUGCCGUCACCCCCGAGGGGGCCACCGUAGAGGUGCGGGUGCAAGUGCUGGACAUCAACGACCACGCCCCCGCCUUCCCCCGUCCCCGGGCCACCAUGCGAGUCCCUGAGAACACCCCACCGGGUAGCCACUUCCCCUUGGAGCCGGCCUUUGACGCGGACGGCGGGGCGCUGGGCACCCAGGGCUAUCUGCUCAAAGGCGAAGGAGCCGGCAAGGCCUUCCGGAUGGAGACCCGGCGCGGCCCAGAGGGUGCUCUACAGCCAGAGCUGGUGGUGGCGGGGGCCUUGGACCGGGAGACCCGGGCACGCUACUCACUCCACCUGGAAGCCUUCGAUGGUGGGUCCCCCCCUCGCAGCUCCCAGAUGGCUCUGGAGGUGCAGGUGGAGGACGUCAACGAUAACGCCCCAGCUUUCAACCAAAGCCGCUACCAGGCCCUGAUCCCGGAAAACCUGCAGCCUGGGAGCAGUGUCCUGCGGGUCUUUGCCUCCGACGCGGAUGAGGGAGAGAAUGGCGCCGUAGUGUUCGAGAUCAACCGCAGGCAGAGCGACCCCGAGCGGUACUUCGCCAUCGACGCCGCCACAGGGGUCAUCCGGCUCAAUCGGGGUCUGGACUAUGAGCUGCGGAAGGUGCACGAGCUGGUGGUGCAAGCGCGGGACCGGGCCCUGCACCCGGAGGUCUCCACAGCCUUCGUCACCAUCCAGGUGCGGGACUACAAUGACAACCAGCCCACCAUGACCAUCAUCUUCCUCAGCGAGGACGGCUCCCCACGUGUCUCGGAGGGCGCCCAGCCGGGGCAGUUCGUGGCCCGCAUCUCCGUCUCAGAUCCGGACUACGGGGAGUACGCCAACGUCAACGUCUCGCUGGAGGGUGGCGAGGGCAAGUUUGCGCUCACGACCAAGGACAGCAUCAUCUACCUGAUCUGCGUGGACCAGAUGCUGGACCGGGAGGAGCGGGACGCCUAUGCGCUGCGAGUCACGGCCACCGAUGCUGGGACGCCCCCGCUGCGGGCCGAGUCGGCCUUUGUGCUUCGAGUGACCGAUGUCAAUGACAACCCCCCUUUGUUCGACACCCAGGAGUAUGAGCAGAGCGUCCCCGAGGUGGUCUACCCUGGGAGCUUUGUGCUGCAGGUGACAGCGCGCGACAAGGACCAGGGCCCCAACGGGGAGGUCCGCUACAGCCUCCUGCACACCCAGGAGACCCACUCGCACUGGUUCACCAUAGACGCCGCCACCGGCAUCAUCACGACUGCCUCGGCCCUGGACUACGAGGUGGACCCCCAUCCCCAGCUGACGGUGCUGGCCACGGACCGGGGGAUGCCCCCGCUCUCCUCCACAGCCCUGGUCCGGGUGGCCCUGCAGGACGUCAAUGACAACGAGCCCCUCUUCGAGAGCAGUUUCUACAACGUCUCCCUCAAGGAGGACACCCUCCCCGGCACCUGCUUCCUCCAGAUCACGGCCACAGAUGCCGACAGCGGCUCCCUGGGCUCCCUCUCCUACUCACUGGGGACGGGUCUGGGCACCGCGGCACCAUCUGCCUUCGUCCUGGGAGAAGACAGCGGCCAGCUCUGCACGGCGCGGGAUCUGGACCGUGACGAGGGUACCACUGCCUACGACUUCACCGUCACGGCCAUCGAUGGGGGUGGCCUCAGCUCCAUGGCCUACGUCCGAGUGUUCCUGGAGGACGUCAACGACAACGCGCCCGCCUUCUACCCGCUGGAGUAUGCCACCAGCAUCAGCACCCAGAGCCAGCCAGGGUCCGCCGUCCUGCGUGUCACGGCCCACGACAAGGAUGAUGGGCCCCACGGGCGGGUGACCUACCACCUGGUGGCCGGCAACACGCCACCCCUCUUCACCAUGAACCCCGACACCGGGGCCAUCUCCCUCCUGCGGAGCCUGGCCGGCAAGGCCAAUACACUGGUGCAGCUGGAGAUCGGAGCGCGGGACGGCGGGGGCCUGGUCGCCCAGCCCAAUGCUCAGGUCAACAUCAGCAUCGUGGCCGGGACUGUCUCCGCCCCCAGCUUUGAGCGUGCCCAGUACUACUUCUCCGUCCCCGAGGACACCCGGCUGGGCAGCAGCAUCGGGGCCGUUUAUGCCCACAGCCCCUCAGGUCACGCAGGGGGAGUCUUCUACUCCAUCUCCUCGGGAGACCCGCAAGGCUUCUUCUCCAUCGACCCGCGUUCCGGGAAGCUCCACACCAGCCGUGCCCUGGACCACGAGGCCCAGCCGGCCCUGACCCUGGACGUCCAGGCUCGCAGCGGCUCCCCUCCGGCCUACAGCAGCGCCCGGGUGCAGAUCAGCAUUUCGGAUGUCAAUGACAACGCGCCCGCCUUCCCUGCCCCUUCCGACUCUGUGCUGCUUCCCCUCGGGGCCGCCCUGGGCACGGUGGUGUACACGGUGCAGGCGGAGGACCGGGACAGCGGCACCAACGGGCACGUCCACUUCGAGCUGGCGCCCAAUGGGGCAGGAGCAGCGGCUGCCUUCGCGGUGGAGCAUUCCUCAGGAAAGGUGAGGCUGGCGGGGCCCUUGGCGAGGGAGGCCGGAUCGCCUUUCAAGCUGCUCAUCCUGGCCCAAGACGGAGGCGUCCCCCGGCUCAGCGCCACAUUCACCCUCCUCGUCCACGUCCGGGCGGAGGACGACCACGGCCCCGUCUUCGAUACACUCACCUACCGGGUGGAGGUGCGAGAAGGGGUGCCGGUGGGCACUCGCUUCCUGCAGGUGCGUGCGCUGGCGCAGGAGUCGGGCCCCCAACUCACCUAUCACCUGCGUGCCGAUGGGGACGCCUCCAGCUUUGGCAUCGCACCGGACACGGGCUGGCUGCACAUCCGCAGCGCCCUGGACCGGGAGGUGCAGGAGCUGUACGUGCUGAUGGUGCUGGCCGUGGCGGGUGAGGGCGAGGGGCGCCAGACAGGCAGCAGCACGGUGCGCGUCACUGUCACCGACGAGAAUGACAACAGCCCCCGGCUGAGUGAGGAGCGCUACUUCUUCACCGUGGGCGAGAACCAGCCAGCCGGCAGCAGCGUAGGCCGAGUGGCAGCCAGUGACAGGGACGCCGGGCAGAACAGCCGCCUCACCUUCCGCCUGGUGCCACUCCCAGAAAGCAGCUUCCUGAUCCACACACAGACUGGAGAGCUCAGCAUCGGGAAGAGCUUGGACCGGGAACAGCAAGCCAGCUACCAGCUGCAGGUCCUGGUGCAGGAUGGGGGGACACCGCCACGCAGUGCCACGGGCACCAUCUAUGUUACUGUGCUGGAUGAGAAUGACAACACGCCCAGCUUCCUGCAUGUGGCUGAGGGGCGGGAGCUUCUGGUGCAGGUCCCAGAGGAGAAGCCAGCAGGGCUCCUGGUGGCCUCCUUGCAGGCGAAGGACCCUGACGAGGGCGAGAACGGGACCAUCGCCUACUCACUGGCAGGCACCUGGGCCGAGCGCUUCUUCCUCCAUGCGGCCACCGGGGAGCUACGCACGGCCACCAAGCUCCGUCAGGCUGACCGCGGAGAAUACAUCUUCACGGUGACCGCAAGCGACCGGGGCACGAACCCUCGCAGCGCAACGGCGGUCGUGCGCAUCCAGGUGGUCUCCUCAGGACGUGGGCUUCCUCGGCCAGACGCUGUGGUGCUGACCCUCCAGCCGACUGAGGGGCUCCCGCCCGGCUCCAUCAUUGGUUCCGUAGCCACGGCAGAGCCGAUUCCCCGUGGGCCAGCAACUUACAUGCUGGUGGGGAGCAGCCCUGGGGCCGGAGUCUUCACUGUGGACGCAGAGACGGGGGAGAUCUAUGUGACGCAGGAGCUGGACUACGAGGCCGGUACGAGGCACACUCUGCAAGUGAGCGUGGAGGAUGCUGCACAGGGCUACCCGAGCCAGCGCCUAGUGCUGGUCGAGAUCCACGUUCAGGACCGUAAUGACCAUGCACCCGCCUGGCCGCAGGACCCGGUCACAGUGGUGGUGUCCGAGAGCGCGGCCCCCGGUUUCUCCCUCUUCACGUUCCAGGCGCUGGACAAGGACGGCCCGGGCCCCAACAGCCAGCUGCGCUACAGCCUCUUGCGUCAGGAGGCGGCCCUCCCGCCCUUCCAGCUGGACCCUCGCAGCGGGGAGCUGAGCCUGCAGGGCCUGCUGGACCGGGAGAGCCAGGCCGCCUACCUGCUGGUGGUCCAGGCCACAGACCAGGCCCUCAAUGCCAGCCAGCGCCGCUCGGCAGCCGUCACCGCACACGUCUUUGUCACGGACGAGAACGACAACGCGCCCGAGUUCCUCUCCCCCGCAAAGGCCGACGUCCCUGAAGACCAACCAACCGGCUUCCUGGUGCUGCAAGUGGUGGCCAGGGACCGGGACUUGGGCGAGAACGGCCGGGUCAGCUACGCCCUGCGUGCCGGGAACGCCAAGGGACGCUUCCACCUCAACCCCGGAACAGGGGUGCUGUCCAUCGUGCGGCCGCUGGACCGGGAGGAGGUGUCCCAGCACAACCUGACGGUGGUGGCCACGGACCACGGCUCCCCUCGGCGCUCGGCCACGCAGCUGCUCUCGGUGCACGUGCUGGAUGUGAACGACGAGGCGCCGGCCUUUGAGCGCAGCAGCUACGAGGCCCGAGUGGCCGAGAACCGGCCCUCAGGGGUCCCCGUCCUGCAGCUGCACGCGACGGAUCGCGACCUGGGCACCAAUGGGGAGGUGUUGUACGGAGGGAUCUCCGGGGCAGACUUCUCCAUCGAUCCCCAAACAGGCCUGAUCAGCACCCUCCGCUCUCUGGACCGCGAGGAGCGCGCAGAGCACCUGCUGACCGUGUACGCUCAGGACAAGGGGCUUCCCCCGCGCCAGUCCAGGGCCACCGUGCGUGUGCUGGUGACGGACGAGAACGACCAUGCGCCCGCCUUCCCCAACGAGGCGUACUCCUUGGAGGUGCCAGAGAACCAGGACCACGUGGAGCUGGUCACUCUGCGUGCCACGGACUAUGAUGCGGGGGAGAAUGGCCGGCUGGCUUACCAUCUGGCAGCUGGAGACCCCGAGGAAGACUUUGUCCUGGACCCCGCCUCGGGCAAGCUGUCUGUGGCACGAGGCCUGGACCGGGAACGAGCAGCCAGUUAUGUGCUGGGGGUCCGCGCCUGUGACCACGGCCCCUCGCCUCGCUGUGCAAGCAUGACGGUGAACGUGCGGGUGCUGGACCUCAACGACAACCCACCCGCCUUUGUGCAGGAGGCCUAUGCCAGUGAGGUGCCCGAGGAUCUUCCCGUGGGAGCCCUUGUGCUACAACUUGAGGCCACAGACCCUGACGAGGGUUCCAACGGCCACGUGUCCUACUUCCUGGCCAAUGAGUCCUUGGGCAUGUUUGAGGUGGAGCCACAGACAGGGCGCCUCACCAGCAGGCAGCGGCUGGACCGGGAGCGCAGGGCUGCCUACAGCUUCCUGGCUCUGGCUGUGGACUCCUCCCCACUCACGCCCCGGAGCGCCAUGGCACGCAUCUCCAUCACCGUCCAGGAUGUCAAUGACCACGCGCCCACCUUCCCGCUCAGCCCUCUGGCCGUAACCCUGCCCCGCGACACGCCAUCCAGACGAGCGGUGGCCACUCUGCGGGCUGAGGACCACGACGCCGGGGCCAACGCCUCCAUCCUGUACCGCUUUGCCAGCCCUGCCUCGGCCUUCUCCAUCAACACCUACACGGGGGCCAUUGAGCUGCUGCAGCCCCUGGCCACCCUCAACCAGCGGCAACGCACCUUGUUCAUACUGGCCAGCGACCUGGGCCAGCCGGCGCGGUCCUCCACCGGCGUGGUCACGAUCCACCUGCAAGGGGAGGGCUCCCGCGGUGUGCGCUUCCCACGGAGUACAAGCGAGGUCGCCCUGCCCGAGAACGCUGCUCCAGGGACCACCGUGGUCAACAUCCCGGCCGCACACAGCACUGGCUCCUCUGGCCGCAUCGCCUACAGCAUCGUCAGCGGGAAUGAGAAGGGCGCCUUCCGGAUCCAGCCCAGCUCAGGCCUGGUGACCGUCCACAACUCCAGCGGCCUGGACUUUGAGCAGGGUCCCCGGUUGCGCCUGGUGCUGCAGGCCGAGUCCUCCUCCUCCUUCGGCUUCAUGGCCGUCAACGUCAACCUGCAAGACCUCAACGACAACGCUCCCCGCUUCCAGCUGCAGAACUACAUCGCUUUCAUCUGGGAGGCCCAGGGGUACGACUCACCUGUCAUCCAGGUGAUGGCAGACGACCUGGACCAGGGCCCCAAUGGGCAGGUGACCUACACGAUCGACCAGACACUGCCCAUGAAUGGGCUGUUCCACAUUCACGCCCAGACCGGGGCCAUCACCACGGCAGCCAUCCUGGACAGGGAGAUUUGGGCCCAAACGCGGCUGGUGCUGACCGCGACGGACAGAGGGACUCCUCCGCUGGUGGGCUCAGCCACGCUGACCGUGGUGGUGAUGGACAUCAACGACAACAGCCCCACCAUCCCUGUGCCCUGGGAAGUGCGGGUGCCUGAGAAUGCCUUGUUGGGCACCGAAAUCACCAUGGUGACUGGGAACGAUGUGGACUGUGGGCCGCAGCUGUCCUAUGUGCUCUCACUGGAGAGCAGCACCACCGGGACCUUUGGCAUCCUCCGCUACAGCGGCCGGAUCACUCUGACGGGCCCCCUGGACUACGAGCAGCACAGCCGCUACAGCCUGACCAUCCGCACUUCGGACCUGCAGCACGAGACGGAGGCCAACCUCACGGUGCUGGUGGAGGAUGUGAACGACAAUGCCCCUGCCUUCACCCAGCCCCUGUAUCAGGUGCUGUUGCCAGAACACACUCCAGUGGGAACCUCCAUCCUGAGCCUCAGUGCCACAGACCUCGACUCUGGCACCAAUGGGGAGGUCACUUACCGACUGGCCACGCCAAGCCACACGGUCUCCAUCCACGCCAGCAAUGGCACCCUGUUCACUACUCAACCCCUGCGACUGGAGCCACGGCACUCCACGCUGGACAUCCGGGUUGAGGCCCGGGACCGGGGCCAGCCCAGCCUCUCCUCCUGGGCCACCGUCCAGAUCCAAGUGCUGGACCUGAAUGACCACAGCCCGCAGUUCCUGAAGCCGCACUACAACUCCAGUGUGCCUGAGGACCUGCGCCCCGGCACCACUCUGCUCACCCUGGAAGCAACCGAUGCAGACAUAGCACGGGACAACGCCGCCCUAGACUACACCAUCGUCAGCGGGAAUAGUGGUCAUGCCUUCCAAUUGGAGGGCCGGGCUGGAGGUGCCAGUGCCUUGGUCCUGGUCGAGCCCCUUGACUUUGAGGCUGUGGCUCUCUACAACCUGACAGUGGCUGCGUCCGACCGAGGUGUGCCACAGCACAGUGCCCUGGUGCCCGUCCUCCUUGGUAUUCUGGAUGUCAAUGACAACCCACCGGCCUUUGACCGCUCUGCCUACCACACUGUAGUGAGUGAGACGGCCGCUCCGGGCACAGAGCUCCUGCGGGUGGCUGCCCAUGACCCAGACUCUGGUUCCCACGGCCAGGUGCACUACAGUGUCAGUUCCGGCGACCCCGGGGGACUCUUCCACCUCCACCCAUCCACCGGGGCACUGCGACUGGCUGAGACACUGGACUGCGAGGUCCAGAACCAGCACACGCUGGUUGUUCAAGCCUCAGAUGGGGCGAACGGGCACUUUGCCUUGGCCUCUGUGACCGUUGAAGUGAAAGAUGUAAACGACAACCUCCCAUAUUUCCCGCUCGAGGUCCUGACAGCCAGCGUGAGGGAGAAUCAGCCCCCCGGGAGCCUGGUCACCAGGGUGCGUGCCGUGGAUGCAGAUGUAGGCGCCUUUGGGGUGCUGCGCUACUCCCUGCUCCCCACCCUGGGCUGGCAGGCCUUUGCCCUCAACAGCACCUCCGGGGAGCUCAGCGCCCGCCUCCCCUUCGACUACGAGCGCAGCAAGGCCUCACAGCUGCUGGUACAGGCCACCGACGCAGGGAACGCCUCGGCCACUGCCACUGUGCGUGUCCUGGUGACAGGGGAGGAUGAAUACGACCCAGUCUUCCUCCGCCCCACCUUCAACUUUGAGAUCCCGGAGGGAGCGCGUCGGGGGCAGAGCAUCGGGCAGGUGGUGGCCACCGAUGAGGACGAGGGUCCUGACGGGGUAGUGCUCUACACACUAACCAAGCCUUCCCCUUUCUUUGGGGUCAACCGGACCAGCGGCACCAUCUACCUGCGCAUGGACAGCCAGGGCCCUUCCGGUGGGGCCCCCAAGAGGGAGCCGCGGGAACUGGUGCUGGAAGUCCAGGCCCAUGGGCCUCUGCCAGCCUCUCGCUCAGCUUCUACCCGAGUGACCAUCGACGUCACCCACACCGCCUUUGGCCUGGCCACCGACCUCAAUCUGCUGCUGGUGGUUGCCGUGGCCGCCUCCCUGGGAGUGGUGGUGGUGCUGGCUGCAGUGGCCAUUGUGCUGGUUCUUGUCCGUUCUCGGCAAGGCCGUGGUGGUGGCCGCAAGGAGGUGGGGAAUCCGGCACACUUGCAGGGCGGCUCUUUGCAGAAGUUAGGCCACGGGGAUCCUGUGCUGCCAGGAGGAGACUGCCUCUACCACGAGGCCCUGCCUGGCUACGGCACAGAUGUGGCUGGCCCUUAUGCCACGCGGGGGGGCUCCCUGGACCCCUCCCACUCGAGCGGACGGGGUUCGGCAGAGGCAGCAGAAGACGACGAAAUCCGGAUGAUCAACGAGUGCCCCCGCAUGUCCAGCGUCACCUCUUCCCUGCAGGAGCACAUGGCCGCUCGCGGGCCAGACUCCGGCAUCCAGACCGAUGCCGACCGCCUUUCGGAUGUUUCCUGUGAGCCCGCCACCCUGGACGCUAGCCACUGGUUCAAGAGCCGCAAGGGGCCAGGCCUGCUGCUGCCCGGGCAGUCUUCGCAGCUCUACCGGGAUGAGAGGGGCGGUGGCAGCGGCGGCCCCUACCUGGGCUCUGGUGGCUGCGGACUGAGCGUUUCCUCCUCCGGCAGCGCCGUCAAGGACUACGCCUUCCCCGAGGAUGGGAAGCCCUGCAUGGACGGCUCCCUGACGGCCAUUGUGGCCAGCGAUGAGGAGCUGCGUGGCAGCUACAACUGGGACUACCUCCUCAACUGGUGCCCCCAGUUCCAGCCGCUGGCCAGCGUCUUCACGGAGAUCGCCCGCCUCAAGGAUGAGAACUCCCUGCGGAAGCCCUUCCCGGCCAAGCCCAAGCCCCGCAUCGACCCGCCGCCCCUCAUCACCUCCGUGGCGCACCCAGGGGCCAAGUCAGUGCCGCCCAAGCCGGCUGUGGGGCGGGCCUUCCCGCACCUGUCGGCUGCGUUGCGCCGCUCACCCCUCAGCCAGGAGGGCUCCCUCUCCUCCUCGGCUGCCAUGUCCCCCAGCUUCUCCCCCUCGCUCUCCCCUCUGGCCGCCCGCUCCCCCAUGGUCUCCCCCUUCGGCGUCUCCCAGGGGCCCUCCGCCUCCGCCAUCACCACCGAGGCUGUGGCUGCCGCCAACGAGGAGGGAGAGCUGCGCAUCUAGCGGACCCCUGUGCGCCCGUACUCUCU
Messenger RNA from Anolis sagrei ordinatus, 10043 nucleotides. NCBI's taxonomy places the organism in Eukaryota, Metazoa, Chordata, Lepidosauria, Squamata, Anolidae. The record is from RefSeq and is a predicted model, not a curated record.